This is a messenger RNA of Paramecium tetraurelia, 1989 nucleotides long. RefSeq lists its product as uncharacterized. The record is from RefSeq and is a predicted model, not a curated record. Gene Ontology annotation, cellular component: katanin complex. The transcript has 3 exons. Gene Ontology annotation, molecular function: microtubule binding. Gene Ontology annotation, biological process: microtubule depolymerization. NCBI's taxonomy places the organism in Eukaryota, Ciliophora, Oligohymenophorea, Peniculida, Parameciidae.
AUGUAUGUUAUAUACCAUUCAUCUCACCUAGAAAUUUAAACACUCAAAGGUCACACUACUUGUGUUAACUCUCUUUGCAUUUAUCCCACUGAAGAGAAUAAGAAUCUUCUCCUAAGUGGUGCUUAUGACACUUCAAUUAAAUUAUGGGAUUUAAGGUCGAAAACUGUAGUGAAUCAAUUCAAAGGUCACAGCAUGUAAAUAAAUGCUUUAUCGGUUUCUCCUAAUUGUAAGUUAUUGGCCUCAGGUUCAAAUGAUGGAUAAGUUAAAAUUUGGGAUAUCACUUAAGCUAAAUUAUUAGCAUCUUUUACAUAGCAUGACAAUUAAAUCACUUGUCUAAGUUUUAAUCCUGUUGACAAGGCAUUAGCUUCAGGAGGAGGAGAUCGAUGCGUCAGGUAUUGGGACUUAGAUAGAUUAACUUAACUUUCGUCUACAAGAACAGAUACAACUCCGAUUUAAUGUAUCUUAUUUGAAUAAAAUGGAAAAGUCUUAUAUUCUGCUGCCAAUGAUUCUCUAAAAGUUUGGGAUGUUGAACAUGAUUGUUAACUUUUAGAUAAUGUGGAAAGUAGUUGGAGGGGAGUUAUGGAUUUGAUUGUAGUCUAAGAAAGAGAUCAAUUGUUGGGACUAUCCUCAAAUGUGCAAAAUGGAUUUAGUCUUCAUGGAGUUAAUCUUAAAUCUAUUUGCCAGGAGACCAAAAAUUUAGAUGUGAGAUCUAGUGGAGGUGCUUCUAUCAAAAGAGGGAGAACACCAGAUAAAAGAUCAGAUAUCUAAACAGCAAAUUCAAAACCUUCAGAUUCAGAAGCUAAACUUAAAAGCAAACCAUCAUUAUAAAUGCAGGCAUAAAACAUACUGAAUUAAGAUUAUCAAUAUGAUCGUUAAAAAUCUAAUGAACAAUUGAAAGAGAUUUAGUAAUAACAAUAAUAACCUUAUUAUUAAUAAUAGUAAAUUGUGGGAUAACCAUAUCUUAAUAAUAAUGGAUAUCAAUAAUAAUAACAAUAUCCCUAGUAAUAAAUACCAUAUUAAUACUAAAUUCAACAACCUUAGUAGUUUUAAAACUAAAAUCCUUUGCUAUAUUAAUAAUAACCUAAUUAACUUUAUUAAUAAUAGCCUAAUUAACUUUAUUAACAAUAAUAACAAAAUCAGUUAUAUCUACAACAAAAUCUACUGGCAUAAUAACCGUAAUAAUUAUACUAAAAUUACGAUCCCAAUUAAUAUUUUUCGAAUUAAGUACACACUCCUUAGCACAAUCCAUAAAAACCCAUUUAACAGGUUAAUGUUCCUUAAGUCAUACUUCCGAAUAUGGAGGAGGAAGAAUAUCCUAACAAUGAAUCAGAGAUUCUAGUUUCAAGUGAUUUAACUCUUUCUUAAUUUAUGAUGGGGGAUUAAAAUAAAGAGAAGUUUAAAUAAGUUGAUCUCAUCCAUGAGAUUGUCAAGGAUCACAAUAAAGUUUAAUCAGUCUUGACUUAAAGAAUGAAUUAUAUGAAACCCAUCCUUCAUUGGUGGAGUAACAAUAAUCUUAAAUCUGCUAUGAAUGCUAUCAAUCAAGUCCAAGAACCUUCAAUAUUGCAAGAUGCUUUGUCUCUGUAUUCCCAAUCUCCUAAGUUUGGUUAAGUGCCUAUUGAUUCUCUCCCUAUGCUUUUAGAGAAAGCUAGAAUUCUAAUCGAAUCAAAGUAUACUUCUCAUAUUAGAGGAGGACUCGAUUUUGCUUGGACUACUCUAAAUUAAUUUCGAGAUGUAAUUUAUUUGAUUUUAUACAAGGAAAUCCUUAACAUUAAGCUUUUCAAUUAAUUAUCAAAGGCAGAUUUAACUAGAGAAGAAAGAAUCUAAAAAUAUGAUAGAGUGAUUGAACAAUUUAAAAUCAUUGCCUAAACUCCAAAAUUACAAAAAAUAAUCGAUAGAAACAAAGAAGAUCUCUCAGACUUGGCUAAGAAAUUUUAAAUUGAAGUUAUUGGAUUUCUCAAAAAGGUGAAUUAGAAUUAAAUGCAAAAUUGA